Cladocopium goreaui is the source of this 1420-nucleotide messenger RNA. NCBI's taxonomy places the organism in Eukaryota, Dinophyceae, Suessiales, Symbiodiniaceae. The record is from the annotation of a GenBank genome assembly.
AGGUGCUCUUCUGAAGCUGAAGGGGAAGCUGAUGGAGAUGCAAAAUGAUGAAACAUGAGAAAUCAGAGUCAGAGGCUCUAGAGGGUUUCAGUAUUGUUUCAGCGGGGUUUCGGCAGGAUGUAUUUUUGUUUUUGGGAUGUACAGAUUUGGAACCAGCCUGGGAUGUACAGACCCAAAGGCACGUGUAGUAAUUCGAUUUGGCGAGGUGCCUCUAGGCUUCGCAUGUCUUCGCAUCAUGCAUCCUGCGCAGUGUGUCCAAAAUUGCUGCCAGAUGUUUCUGCGGCCUCUCAAGUUCUACCUUUCUUGUCCUUCGCAAGCCAGUACCCCUUCCGCUUGCGUUCUCUACAAGCCGAACCCCCAACUGUACUGUGUAGCAGUCUGCCUCUAUUGCAGAGGUUGCAAGAUGAUGGUUGACUCCAAGGUGAGCUGGAACGAUGGCGUUUUGGUGGUGUCAUUGCUGUACAUGUGCAUCGACAUCCAAUAUGAGUGGGAUGGCUUUGCGAGCUGCCGACGUCCCAUCCACAAGUGGCUCCUGCUCAGCUACAGCCUGGUGGUAAUGUCCCGACUGGUGCAUGUGGCUGGAGCCCUGAUGUCGCAAAACGACAGCGAGUUCAUGUUGAAUCUUCGACAGAAGAGCACCGUAGUGCGACUUCUCCUUUCAAUGAUGUGGCUGGUGAUUCUGCCGGCUUUCACCGUUUGGUCCAUGGUGGGCACUGCUUGGGUCUGGGAGGUGAUGAACCACACUCCUCAGUGCCUACCUGGUGGCGCGCAUUUCUGGUUCCUCAUCGUGUGGCAGGCUCUUAGCUACCUGUGGAUUUUCGUCCACUGCGGCUUGGGCAUUGUUGCAUGGUACUUGGAAAGAAGACUGCGAAGGGCAGAGGGAGACCUGCGGCAGUUGGAAGACCAAGACUUGCUGUCAAGAUGGGGGCAGGUCAGCCGCCUGCAGAGCUACACCUCCGUCCCGGGACUACGAGAAGAAGAUGGGGGGCUAAAGGCGUCUGAGAUUGCCGACUUGCCCGGCCUCCUCGUGGUGGAUUGUCCUAUGGAGGACUGCCCAAUUUGCUUGACAGAACUCCAGCCUGGCGAGAAUGCUCGCAAACUGAGUGGCUGUGGCCACACAUUCCACCGCUCCUGCAUUGACCUUUGGCUGUUCCGGAGAGCAGACUGCCCACUCUGCAAGACAGAGGUGAAGUCAUGCUAUGGCUCGCCGAGGCUGCGGCGCCGUGCACUCCCAGCCGAGGAGCCUUCUUGGAACGUGUGAGGGUGAUGCCAUUCGUCUCAAUUUCCAUUGCCGGCGAAAGAUCCACAGAUGUGGAGAUCUGCAACGCUGAGAGCGGUGCCCAAACGGGAUUCCGACAAUCAGCUGGACCAUCAGAGCUGCAACAGAGCAGGGUGUUAGGGCUUGAGCGUGCAGAAAAAA